Messenger RNA from Melopsittacus undulatus (budgerigar), 3153 nucleotides. It is a transcript of the gene ACTN4, whose product is annotated as actinin alpha 4. The record is from RefSeq and is a predicted model, not a curated record. The transcript has 22 exons. Gene Ontology annotation, molecular function: calcium ion binding; actin filament binding. Gene Ontology annotation, cellular component: cortical actin cytoskeleton; cell projection; cell junction. The coding region runs from base 66 to 2768 and encodes 900 amino acids. Lineage: Eukaryota; Metazoa; Chordata; Aves; Psittaciformes; Psittaculidae. Gene Ontology annotation, biological process: muscle cell development; actin cytoskeleton organization.
GGCGUGUCCCUUGCCCCGCGCCUGCGCAGAGGCGCGUCUGGGGCGGCGGUGCCGGAGCCGCCGCCAUGGUGGAGUACAUGGCUCAGGAGGAGGAUUGGGACCGAGAUCUGCUGCUGGAUCCGGCGUGGGAGAAACAGCAGCGGAAGACAUUCACUGCCUGGUGCAAUUCCCACCUGCGGAAAACCGGGACCCAGAUCGAGAACAUCGAUGAGGAUUUCCGGGAUGGGCUCAAGCUGAUGCUGCUGCUGGAGGUCAUCUCAGGUGAGCGGCUCCCGAAGCCAGAACGAGGCAAGAUGAGAGUUCACAAGAUCAACAACGUGAACAAAGCUUUGGACUUCAUAGCCAGUAAAGGGGUGAAGCUGGUGUCCAUAGGGGCUGAAGAGAUCGUGGAUGGCAAUGCCAAGAUGACCUUGGGAAUGAUCUGGACCAUUAUCCUGCGCUUUGCCAUCCAGGACAUCUCAGUGGAAGAGACCUCGGCCAAGGAGGGGCUGCUGCUCUGGUGCCAAAGGAAAACGGCUCCAUACAAGAAUGUCAAUGUCCAGAACUUCCAUAUCAGCUGGAAGGACGGCUUGGCCUUCAACGCCCUCAUCCACCGGCACCGGCCGGAGCUCAUUGACUAUGAGCAGCUCCGGAAGGAUGAUCCCGUCACCAACCUCAACAACGCGUUCGAGGUGGCCGAGAAGUACCUGGACAUUCCCAAGAUGCUGGAUGCUGAGGACAUCGUGGGCACCCUGCGGCCGGAUGAGAAAGCCAUCAUGACCUAUGUGUCCUGCUUCUACCAUGCGUUCUCUGGGGCUCAGAAGGCCGAGACCGCAGCCAACCGCAUCUGCAAGGUGCUGGCUGUCAACCAGGAGAACGAGCAUCUCAUGGAGGACUAUGAGAAACUGGCUUCGGAUCUGCUGCAGUGGAUCGAGCGCACCAUCCCCUGGCUGGAGUCCCGCAGUGCUCAGCGGACGCUGCAGGAGCUGCAGCAGCAGCUGGAGGAGCUGAGGCUCUAUCGCCGGGUGCACAAACCCCCUCGGGUGCAGGAGAAGGUGCAGCUGGAGAUCAACUUCAACACCCUGCAGACCAAACUGCGGCUCAGCAACCGGCCUGCGUUCAUGCCCUCCGAGGGCAGGAUGGUGGCGGACAUCAGCGCAGGCUGGCAGCGCCUGGAGCAGGCUGAGAAGGGCUAUGAGGAAUGGCUGCUCAAUGAGAUCCGGCGCCUGGAGCGGCUCGAUCACCUGGCUGAGAAGUUCCGGCAGAAGGCGUCGAUCCAUGAGGGCUGGACCGAAGGGAAGGAGUCCCUGCUCCAGCAGAAGGACUUCGAGGCUGCCUCACUCUCCGACAUCAAGGCUCUGAUCCGGAAGCAUGAGGCCUUUGAGAGUGACCUGGCUGCGCACCAGGACCGCGUGGAGCAGAUUGCGGCCAUCGCCCAGGAGCUCAACGAGCUGGAAUACUACGACUCCCCCAGUGUCAAUGCACGUUGCCAGAAGAUCUGUGACCAAUGGGAUGUGUUGGGUUCCCUGACCCAUAGCAGAAGGGAAGCACUGGAGCACACGGAGAAGCAGCUGGAGAGCAUCGAUGAGCUCCACUUGGAGUAUGCCAAGAGAGCAGCUCCCUUCAACAACUGGAUGGAGAGCGCCAUGGAGGACCUGCAGGACAUGUUCAUUGUGCACACCAUUGAGGAGAUCCAGGGUCUCAUUGCGGCUCACGACCAGUUCAAGUCCACGUUGCCCGAGGCGGACAAGGAGCGUGAGGCCAUCCUGGGUAUCCAACGGGAAGCACAGCGCAUUGGGGAGCAGCAUGGGAUCAAGGGGGCUGGGAGCAACCCAUACACCUCCGUCACCCCACACAUCAUCGGCUCCAAGUGGGAGCGGGUCCAGGCCCUGGUCCCCAAGCGGGAUGAGGCUCUACAGGAGGAGCAGAGCAAACAGGAGUCCAAUGAGCGUCUCCGGCUCCAGUUUGCAUCCCAAGCCAACACUGUGGGGCCCUGGAUCCACACCAAGAUGGAGGAGAUCGGCCGCAUCUCCAUCGAGCUCCAUGGGACCCUGGAGGACCAACUGCAGCAGCUGCAGCUCUAUGAGCAGAGCAUCAUGGACUAUAGACCCAACCUGGAGCUGCUGGAGCAGCAGCACCAGCGCAUCCAGGAGGCUCUGGUGUUUGACAACCGGCACACCAACUACAGCAUGGAGCACCUGCGUGUGGGGUGGCAGCAGCUCCUGACCACCAGCGCUCGCACCAUCAAUGAGCUGCAGAACCAGAUCCUGACCCGCGAUGCCAAAGGAAUCAGCCAGGAGCAGCUGCAGGAGUUCAGAGCCUCCUUCAACCACUUCGACAAGGACCAUGGAGGUUCUCUGGGGCCAGAGGAGUUCAAGGCCUGUUUGAUCAGCCUGGGCUAUGACGUGGAGAACGACCGGCAGCGCCAGGGCAGCCGGGACACGGACGACAUUCCCAUGGGAUGCAGCCUGGGUGAUGCUGAAUUCCAGCGGAUCAUGAGCCUGGUGGAUCCCAAUGGAAGCGGAUCCGUCACAUUCCAGGCAUUCCUGGACUUCAUGUCCCGGGAAACAACAGAUACGGAUACAGCCGAUCAGGUCAUCGCAUCCUUCCGGGUCCUGGCCGGGGAUAAGAACUACAUCACUGCAGCUGAGCUGCUCCGGGAGCUGCCUCGGGAGCAGGCGGAAUACUGCAUCUCCCGCAUGGCUCCCUAUGGAGGCUCCGACGCCGGCCCCGGAGCCCUGGACUACACCUCCUUCUCCACUGCCCUCUAUGGGGAGAGCGACCUGUGAUUCCCGAUGGGAAUUCCGACCCCUCCCCCCUCCCCUUUGACCCCUUCCCGACGGCAUUCCCGACGUCAGGAAUGGGGCAGCGGCGCCGCUGGCUUGGGCUCUUUUUAAUAGAAACCCCUUUAUUUUUACGGCAUUCCCGACUUUUCCGCACCCGUUCCCGACUUUUCCAAUCCCAAUGGGAAAAGGGAUUUGGGAUCAUCCCCCCCCCCACCUUGGAGCAGGUUUUUCUAAGGAUAAUGAUGGGCAAGAGCUUCACAAAGGGAAGGGAAAAGGGGAUGGGAGCAAGAGGGAGAUUCCCGACAUUCCCGGUUCCUGGAACACCGGAACAUUCCUAUGGCCUUUCUUCACGGAUGGAGUUAUUAUAUAAAGUCUAUAUUCUCCUGCA